GUUUGAAAUUGUCCUCGUUAAUGCAAACAUUGCAUUUGUAUUCAUUCGAAACGCUCUGCUUCAUUUCAUGUAAACACUAGGAGACGGUGGACGCUAAAAGUCGGACACCUGUUACAUCCAGGAAAAGACAACCAUGGGUGAGAAAAGUGAGGCAUACCACAACUUCAUGGCCAACUACAGGCUCCACAGCGACACUGGCCUCAGUAGUGGCGACAUCGGGGUGGUGGUGGCUUACUUCAUCGUCAUCAUCAUUGUCGGUGUGUUUGCCAUGUACAGGGCUAACCGACAGACGGUAGGCGGAUAUUUUUUGGCGGGAAGAUCUAUGCUUUGGUUACCCGUCGGAGCCUCGUUGUUCGUGAGUAACAUUGGUACGGAACAUUUCAUUGGUCUAGCCGGAUCAGGGGCAGGGAGCGGAAUAAGCGUUGGUGCUUGGGAAUUCAAUGCAAUUCUGCUGCUUCAGUUACUGGGAUGGAUUUUCAUACCAGUCUAUAUCGCAUGUGGGACCUACACGAUGCCCCAGUACCUGUCCAAGAGGUUCGGGGGGACACGCCUCCGGGUCUACUUUGCCGUCCUGUCCCUGGUUCUCUACAUCUUCACCAAAUGUUCGGGUGACCUGUUCACGGGUGCGCUGUUCAUCCAGCAGAGCUUGAAGUGGGACCUGUACCUCAGUAUAGUCAUCCUAGUGUCAAUCACAGGACUGAUGACCAUCACAGGCGGACUGACAGCCGUCAUCUACACGGACACCAUACAAGCCUUCCUGAUGGUCGGGGGAGGUCUUACUCUCAUGGGAUUAGCUUUUAAGGACGUAGGUGGGUACGAUGGUUUGGUGAGAGGGUACCAGACGGCCAUGACUAACGAAACCUAUAGAAUCCCUAACACAACCUGCCACCUACCGGACAAAAAUGCCUUCCGGAUGUUGAGAGAGGCAGACGAUGACUAUAUGCCUUGGGCGGGAUUCUUGCUGGGUCAAACUCCAGGUUCCAUCUGGUAUUGGUGCGCUGAUCAGGUAAUUGUUCAGAGGUUGCUUGCAGCCAAGAGCAUCUCUCACGCAAAAGGAGCGACAGUCAUGGCCGGAUUCAUCAAAAUCCUCCCUCUGUUUAUGAUGGUCAUGCCCGGAAUGAUCAGCAGAAUCAAAUACCCCGAUGAAGUAGCUUGUGUUGACAAAGACAUUUGUUACGAAAUUUGCCAAUCCUACGCCGGAUGUACCAACAUUGCUUAUCCCAGACUGGUCCUCGGGAUCAUGCCAGAAGGUUUGCGUGGCCUGAUGAUGGCUGUGAUGAUUGCUGCAUUGAUGAGUGACCUUGACUCCAUCUUUAACAGCGCCUCUACUCUCUUCACUAUCGACAUUUACAAGAGAGCCCGAAAAAACGCUGGCGUGCAGGAACUUAUGAUAGUCGGAAGGAUCUUUAUAGUGGUGAUGAUUGGGAUCUCCAUUGCCUGGGUCCCCAUACUCAAGGAGACACAGGGUGGACAGGUGUUUAUAUAUAUACAGGAGAUAACCAACUAUCUCGCCCCUCCGUUCGCUGCUGUUUUCUUAUUGGCCGUUUUGGUACCUAUGGUCAACGAGAAGGGUGCCUUCUGGUCGUUGAUGAUUGGCUUACUGACAGGAGUAACCCGGAUGAUUCUUGUGUAUAUUUAUAACGACAGUAGCGGCGACUGUCUCACCCCAGACACCCGGCCCGCUAUACUGAAGAACUUCCAUUACAUGUACUUUGCCUUACUUAUCACUCUCAUGACGGCUGUGUCUGCAAUUGUUAUCAGUUACUUUACAGGCAGACCUACCGAGGAACAGCUAUUCCGGACGACGUAUUGGACGAGACAUGCAGAACGCAAGACAGGAAAUGAGAUCCGCGAUGUAGACGGUUUUGACAACAUAGCAAUGUCUACGUCAGAUCUGAAUGAAUCCUCAGUCGAAAACGGAACAAAUAAGAUGCCUGGUACAUCUUAUAAUCAUACCGUAGAGCAGUCGGGUCUAAAGAAAUUCAGAGAUCCGAACCUGGAUAGGAAUCAGAAGGAGGAUGAAGACGAGAGUUCAUGUAAAGCGAUACUUUUGAAAUAUUUAUGUGGAGCUGGUAAGCACGAUGAAAAUGAGGACGAGAAACUGAAAGAACACAUGGCCAAAGUGGCGGAACUCAAGCAGAACAAGAUGGCCGCCCUCUGUCUGAACAUCGGACUGGUAGUUAUUCUAUUGAUCGGGACAUUCUUGUACUUCUUCUGGUCUUUUUGGAGAUAUGAACCGGCGUAGAAUUUCUCAUGACAUAAUAUCAUAGGUUAUGAAUUCUUUAUUAGUAUAGAUAAAUGUAUUUCGAUACUGUAUGGUAAUUUGUGAAAAGUGUAAAAAAUUUCUUAGUGUGUGUUUUUAGUAAACAUAAUACUUUUUAAUUUUCAAAUUAUUAUAAGUAAGUAAUGUUUUGUAUAACGUAGAAGAUUUUGAUCUCCAAGCAGUUUCGGGCAGCUUUCUCUUCAUUCACAUUGCUAUAUACAUUUACCAUCUAGUGAUUGAUAUUGAGCGGAUUGAAUUUCUGUACAUGUAUGUCUGUAUAUAACCGUGUGAACAAUUUAGAUGUCGUCAUUACUGUCAGUGUUGGAAUUCUGGACAUAACUGAUGGAGGAUAUCAUAUUGAUGAAUAAUCCUAAUUGAAUCAUUAUAUUCAUUCGCUCUUAAGAACUUUAUUAUUUAAAAGUUCUAAAUUUAUCUUAUAUCCAUGAAAAAAUUACAUCUGUUAUGCAUACGGUCACUAAUCUAAGGAGUAGGUUUUAUUGAUAUUUUUUGGCGUAUUUUUAACUCACCUUUGCGGUUAAACUUUAUUCAAAGUCAAUUUAAUUAUUUUUUAACUUACUUCUAAGUAUUAGUUCGCCUAUCUUUUUCUUUGAUUCGGUUUUACGAAUGAAGAAUAGAAUGCUUACUGUAUUAUUACCUACAUCUAUUAUGUUCAUUGAUAUAUAAAAUAUACUUAUACACAUU
Magallana angulata is the source of this 2965-nucleotide messenger RNA. Its product is annotated as sodium/myo-inositol cotransporter-like. Gene Ontology annotation, cellular component: plasma membrane. The coding region runs from base 134 to 2245 and encodes 703 amino acids. The record is from RefSeq and is a predicted model, not a curated record. Gene Ontology annotation, molecular function: D-glucose:sodium symporter activity. The transcript is spliced from 16 exons. NCBI's taxonomy places the organism in Eukaryota, Metazoa, Mollusca, Bivalvia, Ostreida, Ostreidae. Gene Ontology annotation, biological process: inositol metabolic process; myo-inositol transport; transmembrane transport.